CUCACAGCUGCAUAUGCAAGCCCAAGCGACGAUGUGCACCUCAGACCCUACACAUCGACUCAUAUGCCUUACUGCGCCUUCUGAACCAGAUAAUACUCAAGUCUUCAUCAUUUCCACGAGGAUUUUCUUCGACCUCAAUAAAAUGGCAGCAGCAAUGCCAAUACCAUGGCAACAUUGGGGCCCCUCAAAUACUCGUAUCCUUCGGCACCCAUUUUAUUUCAAAAUUCACGUUAACGGAAACCGAGUCUUGCGGACACUCCCUGUCGGCACGCGCAACUCGCAGUUUAUAUUACAACUAUUUGACUUUAGCCCGCUAGCUGUGACAAACAGGCGGGGUCUAGGACGAGUGGUGAAAGAGCCAUCCACGACAUACAUCAGUGCCGAUGAAUUUGGCACACGUGGAGAGAGUUUGACAACAUCCCUGCCUUACGUCCAAGUCGUAUUUUCGAACAGAAAGUUCGAUUGUUCACUGUUGAGGGACGUGUGGAUCGACAAGGAUAGGAUUUAUAUGCUCUCCAGAUCACUGAGCUUUACUGACAGACUUGGGGUCAUUGACGUCCAGUCUGACUUACAGAGCGGUGUGGUAUCCACUAGUUUAUGAUUAGCUAGGUACUUAUGGAGAUCAUUGGUGGAGGAUACCA
Messenger RNA from Suillus plorans, 641 nucleotides. RefSeq lists its product as uncharacterized. The coding region runs from base 14 to 601 and encodes 195 amino acids. The transcript has a single exon. Lineage: Eukaryota; Fungi; Basidiomycota; Agaricomycetes; Boletales; Suillaceae. The record is from RefSeq and is a predicted model, not a curated record.